Macrosteles quadrilineatus (aster leafhopper) is the source of this 706-nucleotide messenger RNA. It is a transcript of the gene MED10, whose product is annotated as mediator of RNA polymerase II transcription subunit 10. Bases 137 to 544 code for a protein of 135 amino acids. NCBI's taxonomy places the organism in Eukaryota, Metazoa, Arthropoda, Insecta, Hemiptera, Cicadellidae. The record is from RefSeq and is a predicted model, not a curated record. Gene Ontology annotation, molecular function: transcription coregulator activity. Gene Ontology annotation, biological process: positive regulation of transcription by RNA polymerase II. Gene Ontology annotation, cellular component: mediator complex; chromatin. The transcript is spliced from 3 exons.
UAGACUAGUUGUUGUGUUGUGGUUGUGAGUCCCUUUGCGUUGAAUUGUUGAAUAGCUUUGGUGGCUGUCUUUCUUUGCUAUUUUGUUCUGAGUUGUAAAGUAGUAAGGUGUAGAUUUUUAAAAACUUUGUCUCAAGAUGGCAUCACCUUUGGAAGAUUUGGAAUCUAAACUAGAACUUUUUAUUGAAAAUGUCCGCCAGAUAAGAAUCAUCGUUGCAGAUUUUCAGCCACAGGGUCAGAAUGUUCUCAACCAAAAAAUACAAUCCUUGGUUUAUGGACUGCAAGAAGUUGAUAAACUAAAAAAUCAGGUCCAGGAAGUUCACGUGCCUCUAGAAGUUUUUGACUACAUUGAUAAUGGGCGCAAUCCACAGCUGUACACAAAGGACUGCAUUGAGAAGGCCCUCACUAAAAAUGAGCAGGUCAAAGGGAAGAUCGAUGCUUAUCGCAAGUUCAAGGCUCAUAUGAUGGUCGAACUCAACACUGUGUUCCCUAACGAGCUGGCCAAGUACCGAGCAAUCAGAGGAGAUGAGCGACCAAUGCAGUAAUCUCUCUUGUCUUUCCCUUAACAGUAAUGUGUUGUGAAUAAGUGGAAAAUGUAUGUAAAUAGGUAUACAGCAAGUGUGAAUACAACUUACCUGUCCAAAAACUUACUUUAAUUAAUGUUUUAUAUCAGUGUACAAUAAAAGUAUUACUUGUGUUUGUAAUAA